Messenger RNA from Lampris incognitus (smalleye Pacific opah), 1572 nucleotides. RefSeq lists its product as uncharacterized. Lineage: Eukaryota; Metazoa; Chordata; Actinopteri; Lampriformes; Lampridae. The record is from RefSeq and is a predicted model, not a curated record. Gene Ontology annotation, biological process: DNA integration. Gene Ontology annotation, molecular function: nucleic acid binding. The transcript is spliced from 3 exons.
AUGAAAGACAUUAAGGCGAGAGUGACUCUUAAACCUGAUAGCAUACCCAAAUUCUGCCCACCACGUAAUGUGCCCUAUGCUCCGAGAUCCAAAGUAGAGGCUGAACUGACCCGCCUCACUGACCUUGGCGUGAUCUUACCAGUGGAGCAUAGUGACUGGGCCACACCCGUAGUUCCUGUCAACAAGAAGGAUGGCACGGUGAGACUUUGUGGUGAUUUCAAAGUCACCCUCAACCAAGCACUCUGUGUGGACAAGUAUCCUAUUCCACGCAUUGAGGAUCUCUUUGCAUCGCUAGCUGGAGGUCAACGCUUCAGUAAACUGGACUUGUCAAACGCAUACCUACAGAUGGAAGUAGUGGAGGAGUCGAGGUAGCUACUGACUAUUUCCACACAAAAAGGACUUUUCUGCUACAACCGCUUGCCCUUCGGUAUUGCGUCGGCACCAGCGUUGUUCCAGAAGGCUAUGGAUCAAGUGCUCGUUGGAUUGCCAUUCACGCACUGUUAUCUCGAUGACAUUCUGGUUAGUGGGCCAGAUGAAGAGACCCACCUGAAAGCCCUGGACGACGUUCUCACGAGACUGGAGGAGUAUGGUCUCCAUGUCAAAAAGGAUAAGUGCAUGUUUUUCCUGGAGUCAGUAGAGUAUCUAGGUCAUAUCAUCGAUGCUGCUGGGCUCCACAAGUCGCCAGAGAAGGAACGCGCUGUUGUGGAGGCACCGGCACCCACCAACAAUGACCUCACAAUCCAACAGGGAUGCCUCAUGUGGGGCACACGAGUGGUAGUGCCACCCAAGCUAUGGCCCCGGGUGCUCAACGAGCUACAUACAGCACACCCAGGGGUAGUGAGGAUGAAAAGCUUGGCACGGUCGUAUGUCUGGUGACCAGGUAUUGACUCUCAGAUCGAGCUCCAGGCCAAAUCCUGCCACUCAUGCCAGCGUAGUCAGAGAGAACCGAGUCUUGCCCCUCUACAUCCAUGGAUGUGGCCUUCCAGUCCUUGGGAAAGGAUUCACGUGGACUUUGCUGGUCCAUUUGAAGGACACAUGUAUCUUGUGGUAGUAGAUGCUCAUUCUAAAUGGCCCGAGGUGCAAAUCAUGGAUAGCACCACAGCAAGCAAGACCAUCACAGUACUGAGGGGCCUUUUCAGUCGCCACGGCCUUCCUCACAUUCUCGUAAGCGACAAUGGACCCCAGUUCUGUUCUGAGGAAUUCGCCACAUUCCUGAAAGCCAAUGGAGUCAAGCACAUUCGCUCAGCGCCGUAUCACCCUGCUAUGAAUGGCCUGGCCGAGCGCUUUGUACAGACUUUCAAACACGCCCUCAAAUCCUCCAGGGGCGCCGCACCAGUGCAACAGCGACUCGACACAUUCCUGUUGACGUAUCGCAACACCCCGCACGCCACGACAAAGGAACCGCUGUCUAUGCUGUUCACAAGGCGCAUGCUACGCACGCGACUGGACUUUCUCAAACCCAGUGUGGCUGGGGUUGUUCAUCGCUCUCAAGACUCACAGCGGCAACGCCGUCAACAACACUCCAAGGCCAGACACUUUGCAGUCGUGUGCCGCUCCACAGCUGUCAGUUGA